Molecule: messenger RNA, 2205 nt
Organism: Aphidius gifuensis
Lineage: Eukaryota; Metazoa; Arthropoda; Insecta; Hymenoptera; Braconidae
Exons: 10
Coding region: 1-1992 (663 amino acids)
Source: RefSeq, a predicted model, not a curated record
AUGACUGACAGAAAAAUGAAUCUACCAGAAAAAUCAAAAAUAAAACGUAAUCAUUGGAUGAAUAAAAUAAAACGUAACAACAUUGACAAUGAAAUUAAAAAUAAAUUAAUUGAAGAGUUGAAUAGAAAACUACGAGCAAUUGAAGCUGAUGAAAAAAUGUCUAUUGAUAGUUUGGAUAACUCUGAUUUACCUUUGAGUCAUCCUGUUGAUAAGCUUGAUGAAAAAAUUCGUAUAAUGUAUUCAUUGAAGAAAAAAAAUGAUCAUAAAUUAUCUACUAAAAGUAUAACACACCAGAAAAAAGUGUUAAAUAAUGCAACACUUGAUGAAAAAUUUUCUAAAAAAAGAGAAGAAAAAAGUUCAAGUUUAAUUUGUGAUAUGGAUAAUGCUGUGUUGAGUUUAAAAAAAUUAUUAUAUCAUAAACGUGAUUUGCUUGAUAAAAUAUCAACUUAUUCAUGUGAUAAAUUUAUUCCAACUGAUGAUGAAAUAAUUUUAUCAUCAUCUGGUGUAUUGGGUGAUGUAUUUCCACGUUCACGUCGUGAAUUGGCUGAAGCAAAAGGUUUAAAGUACAUAAAAUCAACAGAGCUUGAGGAUGUUCUUCGUCUAGAAGACAUGAAAAAUCACGAACAUGAAGUACUGUCAUUUCCUGGAUCAGAUUUACACAUACCAUGCAGUCACGAGGGUGAAGAGAUCAAUUGGUUGAUGAGUUUAAGUCGACCAAAUUACACCUGGAGUCGUAUUGAUGGUCAACCAAUAUCUGGAACAAUUAGGAAAAAUGGAAAUUUGGAAUUAUACGAUGUUGAUACAAAAGACACAGGAAAUUAUUCAUGUACAUUGUCAUACAUUGAUCCAGAUAAUGAAGAUGCUAUUAAAAAUAAUUAUUUACAUAAAAUUGAAAUAGUUACAUUACCAAGAUAUUUAUUACGUGGUGGUAAUCGUUAUAAACUUGAUGAUUGUGAUGAUAUACAACUUGAUGCAUUGUCAACAUACUUGCCAAAUAAACUCAAUGAAAUAUUAUGUCAAAAUAAUAUUUGUGAUGCAUUUAUAUUUGCACCAGAAUGUUUACAUCAAGAGGUAUCAAUAAAAAUGAUGAUUGUUCCAUCAAGUAUGUCAACAUUUUUUCCAAUUGGUACAUCACAAUGUGGCAUUCGUUGUCGUAAAGCUGUACAAGAUAAAAUAUCUCUAUUAUUAAGUAGAAAUUUACGUGAAAUAUUAAAAAAAACAAUUGCUUUUAGAUUGCCACAUCAUCGAGAAAAUAGAUUGGUACCAGUUGAUAAUAGUUAUAAAAGAAUUUGGGCUGAUGGAAGAAAUGAUAGAAGUAUACGUGGUGAUGCUGAUGGUGAUGUUGGCUUGUUGGUUGGUUGUCCAGCUGGAUAUGGUCUUCACAAUACUCACUGCUCACCUUGUUCAACUGGUUUUCAUAGCCAAGAUUUAUCAUCAAGAUGUAAAAGAUGUGAUUUUGGCACGUAUCAGUUGGCUAUUGGUGCAAGAAUUUGUCACGUUUGUACUAAUCCUUUUGUAGAAGGCUGCUAUGAAACAAUCUGGACUUGGUCACCACUUAUUAUUUUCAUUGUAAUUAUAACGAUAAUUGUCAUUGGCUUGAUUAUUCUUCGAAGAAAAUGUUGUAAAAAAAAACAAGCAGACAAAAUGUCACCAGAAAAUUCAAAUGAAGAUGAAACAACAUCUCCAUUAAUUCCUCAAAUGGAAAUUGAAGAAAAUCCAUCUGAUGAUGAUGAAAUUAUUUGGAAACAGCCAAAGAAAAAAAAGAAAAAAACAAAUAAAAAUCCUAUGCAGCCAUAUGUUUAUGGAAUUGAUAUGAUUCCAAAAAGAAAAUGUGAAAAAAUGAUUCCAAUUUGUUGCAUUGAUUCAUAUCGUUCACAUGGUGAACAUUGCAAAGAGUGCAGUCAUUCACAACACAAGGAAUAUCCUAAACAACAUUCUUCAAAAAAAAAAAGUUCAAGGCCACCAGUGCCAUUCCCAGAUUUUGACAGAUAAAAAAACAAAAAAUUUUUUUAAAUAGUUGAAGAUUAUUCAGAGUCGUCUACAAUUAACAAUAUUAUUAUUUAUUUUUUUUCCUAGUUUUUCUUUAUCUAGUAAAGAUAAUAGUUGUAAGAUUUAAUUAACUUAAUUAUUUAUAAUUUACAUUAAAACCUGUACAGUCAGGCUUAUGAUUUGAUUAAUAAAAAAAAAAAAAAUAAUUUAAUUUUA